CUGUUCUGUCACAAAGGACGCACCUCUCCAACUCUUUUAUCGGGAGCUGUGCGCAGGGCUGAGAUCAAUCUGCCGGGUAGCGAGGGAUAAAGUCCCGACAGGCAGCCCGGAAACAAACCAUUGGAAAAUAAAAGGAUGUAUUUUUUCUGUAGACGACACUAAUGGUUCCUCAAUGGCUAACGAGGUUAUAUGUUCGGACCUCUGAGCGUAUUUAAAAUGAGAAUUUAUACGCAGCGACGGUUUUUGGAUUAUCCUCGAUUUCCCCCGAUCAUUAUGUUUAAAGUAACUACAAACGUAGUCAGAAAUCUAAAGAUUAAUUUUGCCUUCUUUGCUUUCUGAGUUGCCACAGGUAGACUGACUUAGAGGAUUCGCUGAAGUAACUUUUUCUCCAGGAGUUGAGCCGGAGAUGGAAUCAGAGGAGGGGAAGAUCUCGGUGUGGGUAUGCCAGGAGGAGAAGCUGGUCUCCGGGCUGUCAAAGCGAACCACCUGCGCCGACGUGGUCAAAGUUCUGCUGGAGGACCGCAACCCGCGGCAGGGCACCUCAGCUGCGAUGCUGUCCGCCUCCCCCGAGUCCUACUGCGUUGUGGAGAAAUGGAGGGGCUUCGAGAGGAUUUUACCUAACAAGACCAAAAUCCUCAGGCUUUGGAGCGCCUGGGGAGACGAGCAGGAGAAUGUCAGUUUCCUCCUGGUGAAGAACGAGGCAUCGCUGCCCAACAACGGGCCCCGCAGCGCCGAGGCCCGGGUGGUCCAGAGCCGAGAGAGCGGCGGCACGGGCGGGGUGCUCAAGUGCACCGCCAGGACCUGCUGGACCGCCGCUGCCACCAACCUGUCACAGGAGAAACAAAGGCGCAUAGUCAGGAAGGCUUUCAGGAAGUUGGAUAAGAUGAACAAAAAGAAAGAGCAGGCUGUUUCUAAAGAUAAGAGCUCCGUGGAGAAAAUGGAAACGCUGGUUCACCUGGUCAUCUCCCAGGACCACACUAUCCGCCAGCAGAUCCAGAGGAUCAAGGAACUUGACCGGGAGAUCGAACACUACGAAGCAAACGUGCACCUCGACCGCAUUAAGAGACACGGGGUGAACUACGUGCAGGACACAUACAUGGUGGACACCUCAUCGGAGGCUCCUGCUUCGUCGGACUUGAAGCACAAAGCGGAGCUGCAGGAUGCGCUACAUACGGCGGAGACGCUCGCGCAGUUUGAGGACUACGCGCGACGGUGCGAGGAGAUGGUCCGGCUGCAGGAGGAGCUGACGGAGCGCCAGGCGCUCGUGGAGAGCAUCACUGGAGAGAUCCAGGAGGAACUCAACCGGCGGUGGAUGAAGCGGCGGCGCGAGGAGAAAGGAGCGGAGGCUAUAAAGGACACAGAAAUUGUCGCAGAGGAGAUGUGCCUUGCUGUAUCUGCAGCUCCAGCUGUGGAACCAGAUGUUGAGAGUCUGUCUGAGAACGAGCUUGCCCUUGAGGAGGAGAGUAUCAAAACCCAGCUGGACACCAGUCUGUACAUUGGCCUGCAGCUGAAGACAGACCUGGAUACCAUCAGGGGGGACUUGGACCUGAGUCUGGCACUCUGGGAGACCAAGGAGAGUGAACUGCUGGACCUUUUGGCCAAAGUUGAGACCAUGGAGAUAGAGCAGGUGAACAAGCAAGUGACUGAUGAUGGUAAGGGAGAGUUGGGUGCAGUGAGUGCUGAGAUUGAACCUGCAUCAUCAGAGAAGAGCAGCGGCUGGGUGGAGCAGGCCAGAGGUCUGUCCAAGUCCUGCAACACAAAUGAUGAGGACUCGGACACAGGCCUGAGCUCCAUGCACAGCCAGGACUCUGACAACCCACCUGUGUGCGAGUCACUGGUAUAGACUCACUUUGUUUGGAAGCAUGUUGGACUUUUCUGUAAUUCAAAGGCACAAACUCAGGGUCAGAGAAAUCAGUGUUGGCAAUACCAGGAGAUGGGCUUCCCUACUUAAAAUGCACCUCAGUAUGACAAUGUAAUUCUACAGCAAUAAUUUCUAUAUGUAGUCACUGCACAAUAAGCUGGGAAGGUUGGGAAUAAAUGGACAGAUUUCUUUAAAAGGUCAACAUUAAGUAUUAAGUACAGUCUGCUAUCUGUCUCUAUAAAGGUAGAUAGGUCAGCUACAAACAUGCUAUCAAAGCUCUUUCUUUCAAACAAAUAAUGAAAGUGGGAUGGGUUUACUGUAGUCCCUUCAAAAUUUAAAUUUAUAGAAAUCAUAGCCACUCAAAUUGCUAUCCAGAACUCCUUACUAUUCAGAAUAUUGUGAAUAGGAGUUGAAACACUGAUAGGGAUCUUGUAAGCUCAGCAGAGUUGAUAUUGCCCUAAGUAUAAAUACAAUGUCUGUCUCUUUAACACAAAAAGUGAUAUUUAUUUAGUCGUGUUUUAGAGCUGUAUGGAGUAUCAUCUACUACACUCUAUCCUGUGCUUGGUCAGCUUUCACAGGCUGGAAAUAAACAUGAAACAUUUGAUUCCUGUUCUGUCAUCACAGACCAUUAGUGGUUGUUUCAUGGUUGUUUAAAGGAAUGGUUCGAUAACCUGGGUAUGCUUGCUUAUUCACUUUCUUUCUGAGAGUUAUAUGAGAAGAUCAAUGCCAUAUCAUGUCUAUGGUCUAUUAGGUAAAUUUAUAGCUACAGCCAGCAGCCGGUGAGCUUAGCUUAGCAUAAAGACUGGAAACAAGGGGAAACAGCCAGCCUCUCUCUAUCAAAAGAAAAAAAAAAAUCCAUCUACCAAUCUACAUGCUUGCUACAAAUCUACAUGACAAGAGAGUGGUAUCAAUCUUCUCAUCUAACUCUUGGCAAAAAAGCGAAUAAUUGCUUAAAAUUUGAAACUGUUGCUUAAAGCAGUGGUUCCCAGCAUUUUUGGUUUGUGACCCUUUAAAGCAAUACAAAGUCAACUCAUCCCAUUAUCAAAAGUUACAUACAGAUGGGUGACAAAUUAAAGGAAAAACCUAAAUAAAUGAGUGGAGAAACAUGACGAAUCCAGAUCCACUCGUGCAUUAGUGCGAUAAGUAAGGAAAAACAGAAGAACAACUAUUCGUCAGGUGACUGAGAACGUGAUCAGACUGUGUCAGCAGGAACAGUCGAUCGACAAUUACAUAGAGAUAUUAUAGUAGGAUUGCAGUGCAUAAACCCCUGAUU
Molecule: messenger RNA, 3134 nt
Organism: Xiphias gladius (swordfish)
Lineage: Eukaryota; Metazoa; Chordata; Actinopteri; Istiophoriformes; Xiphiidae
Gene: rassf10a
Product: Ras association domain family member 10a
Exons: 1
Coding region: 407-1843 (478 amino acids)
Biological process (GO): signal transduction
Source: RefSeq, a predicted model, not a curated record